This is a messenger RNA of Exophiala viscosa, 1198 nucleotides long. Its product is annotated as TDG/mug DNA glycosylase. Lineage: Eukaryota; Fungi; Ascomycota; Eurotiomycetes; Chaetothyriales; Herpotrichiellaceae. The transcript has 2 exons. Bases 82 to 1077 code for a protein of 331 amino acids. Gene Ontology annotation, biological process: base-excision repair, AP site formation. Gene Ontology annotation, molecular function: uracil DNA N-glycosylase activity; pyrimidine-specific mismatch base pair DNA N-glycosylase activity. The record is from RefSeq and is a predicted model, not a curated record.
ACACUCAUUAUGCGGGUUUCCUUUCCCGCACCGAGCCAGUCUGCUCCCUAAGUCCUGCCUUACACUUCACACAAAGACGAGAUGUUUGAAACAUCACCAGAGUCACUAUCUGGGGCCCGGAACGCCGGAUCGCCGGAUCGCAGGUAUUCAAUUUCGCCAGUACCCGACCAGGCGUCCUUCAAGAACCGUCUUAAGUCAUUUGAGUAUUCGUCUCUCGCGCAGACGGACGGUCCACGACGUUCCCCUCGAAUCUCCGAUAGGUCGUCCCCGCGGACCGCAACCAGCACCCCGAGCAGUACCCCAAUAAGAAGGAAACGAAAGGUCUCGAAUGGGCAGGACGAUCUUGAAGACAGCUCGGCUUUCGAGUCGCCUGUCUCUAGAAGCGGUUCAUCCACGCCCAGAUUGAAGAAGAGCCGGAGCACAACGAAAGAGCGGGCGGCAAAGGAUCCUUACAAUCCAGUCAACAAUCUGGUAGACAGUCUACGUCCAGGACUUACACUUGUCUGCAUUGGGCUCAAUCCAGGGCUCAUGACAGCUGCUACUGGCCAUGCUUAUGCCCAUCCGUCAAACCGAUUCUGGCAUCUCCUCCACGACAGUGGCGUUACACCGAAGAAGCAUGUUGCGGCCGAAACGAGAGACCUCCAGGAACUAUACUCAAUUGGCAAUACAAACAUAUGUGAGAGGCCGACCAGAAGCGGGGAUGGCCUUAGCAAGUUGGAACUCGAGGAAGGAGCCAUGACGCUCGAGAAGAAGAUUGCCAAAUAUAAGCCAGAAGCCGUGGUCAUUGUGGGCAAAGGAAUCUGGGAAGCCAUCUGGAUGGUCAAGAAAGGCCAGAAGAGAUUUAAAGACCUCGAUUUUCAUUGGGGCUGGCAAGACGAGGAUAUGCAGGUUGGCAGAACAGUCGACGCCGAGGGAGAGGUCAUCUGGGCAGGAUCGAAGACAUUCGUGGCCACUUCCACCAGCGGGCUUGCAGCAACCCUGAGACCACCCGAGAAACUUGCUAUCUGGAAGCCGCUGGGGGAGUGGAUGACCCGUAAGAGGCAUGAGACCGAAGCAUCAGGUCUGUCGCUGGGCUGAUUGAAAUUCUCUUUGUCCUCCCACUUUGCAACAUUGCUAGCCUGAGGCAGACAAUAUGAUCAUGUCGUCCUAGGUACUGCUGAUAUAUGCCUUGCCGCUUUUCUUGAGGGUCGAAGUCCGC